Molecule: messenger RNA, 1620 nt
Organism: Scedosporium apiospermum
Lineage: Eukaryota; Fungi; Ascomycota; Sordariomycetes; Microascales; Microascaceae
Product: Threonine synthase
Exons: 4
Coding region: 1-1620 (539 amino acids)
Biological process (GO): L-threonine biosynthetic process
Molecular function (GO): threonine synthase activity; pyridoxal phosphate binding
Source: RefSeq, a predicted model, not a curated record
AUGGCUGCAAACGGACUUCCUGCUCGGGCGUCGGCCGGCACACAUACCCUGUCCCAGCGCUAUCUCAGCACUCGCGGCGAGGACAAUGACUUCUCCUUCGAAGACGUCGUGCUCAAGGGUCUCGCCUCCGAUGGCGGCCUCUACAUCCCCGAAGAAGUCCCCAAGGCCACCGACUGGCAACAGUGGAAGGAUCUCUCCUUCAACGACCUUGCCUACGAGGUCAUGUCCCUCUACAUCUCCCCGUCCGAGAUCCCUCCCGCAGACCUAAAGGAUAUCAUCGCGAGGAGCUACUCGACCUUCCGCUCUGCCGAAACUACCCCAUUGGUUCAUCUCAAGGAUAACCUCUGGCUCCUCGAGCUGUUCCACGGUCCUACCUUUGCCUUUAAGGACGUUGCGCUGCAGUUCCUCGGAAAUCUGUUUGAGUACUUCCUCAUCAGGAAGAAUGAGGGCAAGACUGGAACGGAUAGGCAUCACUUGACCGUUGUCGGUGCCACCAGCGGAGACACCGGAUCUGCUGCCAUCUACGGUCUCCGAGGCAAGAAGGAUGUAUCCGUCUUUAUCCUACACCCCAAGGGUCGUGUGAGCCCUAUCCAAGAAGCGCAAAUGACUACGGUGCUCGACUCUAACGUCCACAACCUCGCGGUCACCGGAACCUUUGACGAUUGUCAAGACAUCGUCAAGGUUCUCUUUGCCGACCCCGAAAUCAACAAGACCCACAACCUCGGCGCGGUCAACUCCAUCAACUGGGCCCGAAUCCUUGCCCAGAUUGUAUACUACUUCUACUCCUACUUCUCCCUCGCCAAGUCGAACCCCUCUUUCUCCGUCGGCGACAAGGUCCGCUUCGUUGUCCCCACUGGCAACUUUGGUGAUGUUCUAGCUGGCUACUUUGCCUACCGCAUGGGUCUCCCCGUCGACAAGUUCGUCGUCGCGACAAACGAGAACGAUAUCCUCGACCGGUUCUUCAAGACUGGUCGCUACGAGAAGAAGCCUAUGAUCACCGCGGCACCGGCAGCUACCGGCGGCGAAGACGCCGGCGUCAAGGAGACCCUGAGCCCGGCCAUGGACAUCCUCGUAUCGAGCAACUUUGAGCGUCUGCUGUGGUUCCUCGCAUACGAAUUCGCCGAGACCGCCGGCAUGGACGACGAAUGGAACAAGAAGCAGGCGGGCCAGGAAGUCACGCAAUGGCUCAAGGAUCUCAAGACGAAGGGCGGCUUCGGACCCGUAUAUCAGGACGUCAUCUCGAGCGCCCGGCGGUCCUUCGAGAGCGAGCGCGUCAGCGACGCCCAGACCGUCGACACCAUCAAGGGAUUCUACAACAACCUCCAGUACGUUCUUGACCCCCAUUCGGCUGUCGGCGUCACGGCGUCCGAGCGCUCGAUAGCGCGCUCCGAUAGCAAGCUCCCGCACAUCUCGCUGUCUACGGCGCACCCUGCCAAGUUCGCCGGCGCUGUCGAGUUGGCCCUCAAGGAGGAGCCGAGCUUCAAUUUUACGGAAAAGGUCCUCCCUGCGGAGUUUGUUGGGCUCGAUAAGCGCGAGAAGAGGCUUACUGAGGUGGAGAAUGAUUGGCAGAAGGUGCGGGAUAUUGUGCGGAACCUGGUCGACGAGGAGCUUAAGGCGUAA